Micropterus dolomieu (smallmouth bass) is the source of this 1213-nucleotide messenger RNA. It is a transcript of the gene smim18, whose product is annotated as small integral membrane protein 18. The record is from RefSeq and is a predicted model, not a curated record. The coding region runs from base 153 to 476 and encodes 107 amino acids. NCBI's taxonomy places the organism in Eukaryota, Metazoa, Chordata, Actinopteri, Centrarchiformes, Centrarchidae. The transcript is spliced from 2 exons.
CAUGAGUGCGCUGAGGAGGAAAACAGGUUGAGGAGUGAACGCAGAGCAGGGAGAGAGUGGAGGACAGAGCGGUAGGUGGAGCACCAAAAAAAAGAGGAGAGUGCAUCUGUUGACUUGCAUCUUCUAAAGACUAAGCCAGACGCACAGAAAUCAUGGCCAACAUCACUACCACUACACAGCCAAGUAAUCUCCUAUGGCACCCAGAGGCGGCACCUCUCUCCCAUGUCUCGUUCCAGGUCCAGGAGGUCUACCCUUUCCACGACGGCUGGAAUGUAGCCUGCUUUAUCAUCCUGCUGCUCUUCAUCCUCACUGUCUUGUCUCUGGCCGCCUUGGCCGUGCUCUACGAGCUACUGGACUGUGGGUGCUGUGCCAAAGGGAAGACACAUCAGCAGCUACAGGAGGAAGGUCCAGCAAGCUGUAGCAAGCUCAUGACCAGCAUGUGCAAGGAGCCAGAGUCCCUCACUGAGGUGGUAUAGGGGCAGCGAGGUGAAAGAUAAGAGUGAGCAUUCGGGCUUCAAUGCUGAACUGGGAAAUAUCACAGCGUUGACCUCCCCCCUACCCCUCAAAGAACUUUUAAAACUGCCCAAUAGUGGUUCAAUUGUUCACAAAUAAGGAUGCAGAGGGAAGAGACAAGGUAACAGGGCAAAGUGAAAAAGGAAGGGGGCAGUUUAUCUGGCAGUGAGUCUAAUUAGCUUUUCAUUUAAAUUAGGAGGGAAUUGUCACACAUCUACAUUCACUACCACUUAACACUUAGGGCAGACCCUUAAAGCUAUAUUUUAUACCAGAAAUACUACCAGAGAGCACCUGAGUAGUCUAGUAAUAAUAGUACUAGGAGUGUGGAUGGAAACACACAGUAACAAAAAAAAAACACUAAUCAGACCCUACAUUAGCUAGUAUUCUUGUUCAACGACACCUGCCCUGUGAGUAUUGCACGUGUGUGAGAAAACGCAGUCCAAAUCUACAGACUUGAAUAUCCUAUUUUUCCCAACAGGACCUGACGUACAACAAGAAAAUUACCGAGUAUAGCUGGACAGCAUCGUUGCUUCAGAUAAAGCCUGUGUUUUUCUGCUCCUUAGUAAAUUGUAUGCCAGUGUUGUCAACAUGUUUAGCAUUGCAACAUUAUCUCAUGACAAGUGAAACUUGAUUGCUGCACAGUGGUGUAAUUUAUCAUGUCAUAUUGAACGCAAUGUAUGAUUUUGUAUGCCUUACCACA